Messenger RNA from Drosophila grimshawi, 5079 nucleotides. RefSeq lists its product as uncharacterized. Gene Ontology annotation, molecular function: serine-type endopeptidase activity. Bases 1 to 5043 code for a protein of 1680 amino acids. Gene Ontology annotation, biological process: proteolysis. Lineage: Eukaryota; Metazoa; Arthropoda; Insecta; Diptera; Drosophilidae. The transcript has 9 exons. The record is from RefSeq and is a predicted model, not a curated record.
AUGUUUCGCCUUUUGAUCGGAUUGAGUAUUCUGGGAUUGGGGCUGGCGGGCACCACUUUCCAAAGUGGUGGUCUACCCAUGCCCGAUGGCCGCAUUGUGGGUGGUACCGAAACGGACAUAACCCACUAUCCCCAUCAGAUAUCCAUGCGAUAUCGCGGCAACCACAGAUGUGGCGGAUCCAUCAUUGCCAGCAAUAUAAUUGUGAGUGCCGCCCAUUGUGUGAAUACCCUCAAAGGUGUUGAAGAUCUGUCCAUCAUUGCUGGCACCACCUCAACAAUCUGGCCAACUGGUCAAGAGUUGCGUGUACGUGAAUUCAUUAUGCACGAGAAAUACAGGAGCUUGAACAAUGACUAUGAUGUCACCAUCCUAAUUCUCGAUGGUGAUUUUGUAUUCAAUGAAUCUGUUCAACCGAUUGCUUUGGCUAAGGAGCGUCCGGAGCAUGAUACUGUCGUCACUGUAACUGGCUGGGGCACAACCAGCGAAGGUGGUGUCAUCUCAAACAAUCUGCAGGAGGUGGAAGUCAACGUUGUGGAGAAUGCCAAAUGCAAGAGCGCCUACUCCAUUACCCUAACCAGCCGCAUGUUGUGUGCUGGUGUUAACGGAGGUGGCAAGGAUGCGUGCCAGGGUGACUCCGGUGGUCCACUGAUCCUCAACAAUGAACUGCUAGGCAUUGUCUCGUGGGGCACGGGUUGUGCUCGUCCCAAAUAUCCGGGCGUAUAUGCCUCCGUUCCCGAAUUACACAGCUGGAUUGUGGCGACUCGCGAUGCCAACGCCAAAGUAGGCAGCAUUGAUUUUAGUAUCCUCGAUCCACGUCUUCAGGCUGGGGGCGUACGUAUAAACAGAGGGAUAGCCCGGCCGGCCACAGCCGCGACCCCACGAGACGAGGCCCACAAGUUGUUCGUCUACCGUCAGAGGACCGCCUGUAUCGCCCUGGCAGGCAUCGGUGCCACCUUGGGCUACAUCUCCGGCACAGAUCAUGCGCUCCGUCACCUCACCGGCACCAUAGAUGCCAUUGCACUGUUCCGAGCUAACGAUGGGCACACGUGCCUGCUCCAGUUUGGGGCUGGAGGGACCCCACUCCUCGCGAUAGCCCCAACCGAUGACGAUCGCCUCACGACCCUCCACCGUGAUGGGUGUAUAUUGCGGAUGAUGGACCCACCGCGAGGCUGGAUAGACGAAACCAUCGCUGCCAUUGCGUGUAUUGGCACCAGCAACCACAAUGAGUUUUGUAUCCUGCGUCAGAUCAACCAGACACUGGGCUGCCGUGACAAUGCCCCGGUCCGACUCCCGGGCGGUGCUCUCAACCCAGCUGUGGAAGUGGGCAACAUCGGCGUAGACACCGGGAUAACCGGUAGCGGCGCAGCCUUUACCCCAGGAGACGACACCAACAAGACGACCACCAGAAACCAGUGGGCCACCAGAAUCACCCUGGCAGGCAUCCUUGUGCACAGCAUAGGCACAGAUCAUGGUGUCCUUGAUCUGGGAGCCAUAUUUGUACUCCUUGGAGGCACACUCUUCGCGAUUAACGAUUCUCAGAUCGACAGCCAGCAGAUGGUCGGGAAUAGAGCCACCGGACUUGGUAGUGCCCCAGCCAGUGACGAUGGCCUCGGCAUCAUUAGCAGGAUUCUUCUCAGCAAUGUCAAUGGGGCGCACACUGGAGUCGAAACUGAUCGAGGAUUCCAGGCGAAUGAUGGCAAUAUCGUUGAUCAUGGUGCGCUUGUUGUAGCCCUCAUGAUUGCGGAAAGAUUUCACGGAGUGAACGCUACCGCCCUCGCGCCACCACCAACAAUGCGGCCAUCCAACUGGGGCAACAGGCCCUCGGGCACAGUACCGGCCAAGACGCAGGCAGCCAACGAAAUCAGAACCACAAACUUCAACAUGCUUCAAUCUUCUAAUUGCCCUACGCUCCCACGCAACCUUUUUAUAGCGAAACGCACUAGCACGCUCAUUUUCACAGAACCACAUUCUACACUGAGCAAUAUGUUCAAGUUCGUGAUCUUGUUGUCGGUUAUUGCCUGCGCCUUUGGAGCUGCCCUCCCUGAGGGUCUCCUCCCCCAGUUGGAUGGCCGCAUUGUUGGUGGCGUUGCCACUAGCAUCAGCAGCUUCCCCUGGCAGAUCUCCCUCCAGCGUAAUGGUGGCCACUCCUGCGGUGGUUCCGUCUACAACAACAGAAUCAUUGUGACUGCUGCUCAUUGCCUUCAAUCUGUGUCCACCUCCGUCCUGCAAGUGCGCGCCGGCUCCAGCUAUUGGAGCUCUGGUGGCGUCGUAAGCAAGGUUGCCUCUUUCAGGAACCAUCAGGGAUACAACCCCAGCACCAUGGUCAACGAUAUCGCUAUCAUCAAGUUGAGCUCAUCCCUCUCCUACAGCGGUAACAUCAAGGCUAUCGCUCUGGCCACCUCUGCUCCCGGUAAUGGCGCUGCUGCCUCCGUCUCUGGUUGGGGUACCCUGUCGUCAGGAUCCAGCUCUAUUCCCACUCAACUGCAGUACGUGAACGUGAACAUUGUCAGCCAGUCUACUUGCGCUUCCGGAUCUUACGGCUACGGUAGUCAGAUCAAGAGCACCAUGAUCUGCGCCCGCGCCGCCGGCAAGGAUUCGUGCCAGGGUGACUCUGGUGGCCCACUGGUUUCCGGUGGUCGGCUCGUCGGUGUUGUGUCUUGGGGCGCUGGCUGUGCCCUUGCCAGGUAUCCCGGUGUCUACGCCGAUGUCGCUGCCCUCCGCAGCUGGGUGGUGAACAACGCCAACUCCAUCUGCGUGAUCUUGUUGUCGGUUGUUGCCUGCGCCUUUGGAGCUGCGCUCCCUGAGGGUCUCCUCCCCCAGUUGGAUGGCCGCAUUGUUGGUGGCGUUGCCACUAGCAUCAGCAGCUUCCCCUGGCAGAUCUCCCUUCAGCGUAAUGGUGGCCACUCCUGCGGGGGUUCCAUCUACAAUUCCAAGUUCAUCGUGACAGCUGCUCAUUGCCUGCAAUCUGUGUCCGCCUCCGUCCUGCAAGUGCGCGCCGGCUCCAGCUACUGGAACUCUGGUGGUGUCGUCAGCAAGGUCGCCUCCUUCAAGAAUCACGAGGGAUACAAUGCCAACACAAAGGUCAACGAUAUCGCUAUCAUCAAGUUAAGCUCUACCCUGUCCUUCAGCGGUAACAUCAAGGCUAUCGAUCUGGCCACCUCUGCUCCAGCUAAUGGCGCUGCUGCCUCCGUCUCUGGUUGGGGUACCCAGUCUUCCGGAUCCAGCUCUAUUCCCAGUCAACUGCAGUACAUCAAUGUGAACAUUGUCAGCCAGUCUGCUUGCGCUUCCGGAUCUUACAGCUACGGUAGCAAGAUCAAGAGCACAAUGAUCUGCGCCCGCGCCGCCGGCAAGGAUUCGUGCCAGGGUGACUCUGGUGGCCCAUUGGUAUCCGGUGGUAGACUCGUCGGUGUUGUCUCAUGGGGCAAUGGCUGCGCUCUUGCCAACUAUCCCGGUGUCUAUGCCGAUGUUGCUGUCCUCCGCAGCUGGGUGGUGAACAACGCCAAUAUGUUCAAGUUCGUGAUCUUGUUGUCGGUUGUUGCCUGCGCCUUUGGAGCUGCGCUCCCUGAGGGUCUCCUCCCCCAGUUGGAUGGUCGCAUUGUUGGCGGCACUGCCACUAGCAUCAGCAGCUUCCCCUGGCAGAUCUCCCUUCAGCGUAAUGGUGGCCACUCCUGCGGUGGUUCCGUCUACAACAACAGAAUCAUUGUGACUGCUGCUCAUUGCCUGCAAUCUGUGUCCGCCUCCGUCUUGCAAGUGCGCGCCGGCUCCACCUACUGGAACUCUGGUGGUGUCGUCAGCAAGGUCACCUCCUUCAGGAACCACGGCGGAUACAACGCCAACACCAUGGUCAACGAUAUCGCUAUCAUCAAGUUGAGCUCAUCCCUCUCCUACAGCGGUAACAUCAAGGCUAUCGAUCUGGCCACCUCUGCUCCAGCUAAUGGCGCUGCUGCCUCCGUCUCCGGUUGGGGUACCCAGUCUUCCGGAUCCAGCUCUAUUCCUGCUCAACUGCAGUACGUCAAUGUGAACAUUGUCAGCCAGUCUGUUUGCGCUUCCGGAUCUUACAGCUACGGUAGUCAGAUCAAGAGCACCAUGAUCUGCGCCCGCGCCACCGGCAAGGAUGCGUGCCAGGGUGACUCUGGUGGCCCAUUGGUUUCCGGUGGUAGACUCGUUGGUGUUGUCUCAUGGGGCGUUGGCUGUGCUCUUGCCAACUAUCCCGGUGUCUACGCCGAUGUUGCUGUCCUCCGCAGCUGGGUUGUGGACAACGCCAACUCCAUCUAUAUGUUCAAGUUCGUGAUCUUGUUGUCGGUUGUUGCCUGCGCCUUUGGAGCUGCGCUCCCUGAGGGUCUCCUCCCCCAGUUGGAUGGCCGCAUUGUUGGUGGCGUUGCCACUAGCAUCAGUAGCUUCCCCUGGCAGAUCUCCCUCCAGCGUAAUGGUGGCCAUUCCUGCGGUGGUUCCGUCUACAACAACAGAAUCAUUGUGACUGCUGCUCAUUGCCUGCAAUCUGUGUCCGCCUCCGUCCUGCAAGUGCGCGCCGGCUCCAGCUACUGGAACUCUGGUGGUGUCGUCAGCAAGGUCACCUCCUUCAGGAACCACGCCGGAUACAACGCCAACACCAUGGUCAACGAUAUCGCUAUCAUCAAGUUGAGCUCAUCCCUCGCCUACAGCGGUAACAUCAAGGCUAUCGCUCUGGCCACCUCUGCUCCAGCUAAUGGCGCUGCUGCUUCCGUCUCUGGUUGGGGUACCCUGUCUUCCGGAUCCAGCUCCACUCCUGCUCAACUGCAGUACGUCAAUGUGAACAUUGUCAGCCAGUCUGCUUGCGCUUCCGGAUCUUACAGCUACGGUAGUCAGAUCAAGAGCACCAUGAUCUGCGCCCGCGCCGCCGGCAAGGAUUCGUGCCAGGGUGACUCUGGUGGCCCAUUGGUUUCCGGUGGUAGACUCGUUGGUGUUGUCUCAUGGGGCGUUGGCUGUGCUCUUGCCAACUAUCCCGGUGUUUACGCCGAUGUUGCUGUCCUUCGCAGCUGGGUGGUGGACAACGCCAACUCCAUCUAAGAACAUUUUUAAAUAAAACAAUGAUUUAACGACUAA